Messenger RNA from Funneliformis mosseae, 1119 nucleotides. Lineage: Eukaryota; Fungi; Glomeromycota; Glomeromycetes; Glomerales; Glomeraceae. The record is from the annotation of a GenBank genome assembly.
AUGGCUAAUUUUCUUAAAGGACCUUCACGUUCCUUAUAUAAAGAAUAUACCCCAUUAGCAUAUUUCUCUUAUCAACUAGGUCGGAAUUCUUUUCAACAAGGUUACCUUGGUAUCACAAACGACGUGUCGAUCAAUGGAUUGCUGCACCUUAGAUUUCCAGCACAUAGGCCUUUGUAUGCAAAGAAAAUACAAAUUUGUUUUCUGGGGACCGAAUUUGUUCAAGCGCAAGGCGCGGGUCCAAAAAUCUUAGUUUUUAAUACGAAUACAAUUUGUGAGGUUACUAUCGAACUAUGGAAAAGUCCGGAUGAUAGAUAUCACGAAAUCCUUGAUAUGGAUUUACCUUUUGAAAUUCCGCUUCCCUUCGAUAUACCGUCAAGUUUGUCCGUAGAUAAAGGACGAGGAAAGGUUGAUUAUUGUCUUCAAGCUAUCAUAUCAAAGAAACCAAAUCUUCGAGGUACAAAAAAGAUCAUACAAUGCGCCUACACGGUCAGACGUUAUAUUUUACCUCCUUUGCCUGAACCUAAAAGUUGGACAAAAAGAGAUCCAACGAAAGGAAUCGGGUAUGAUAUCCAUUUAAGUAAUAAAGUUUUUGGACCUCGUAAUCCGAUCGUCGUAAGAUUGAAGUUGACAUUCUAUGAUUCCCGCGUUUCUUUGGAAGACAUCAUCAUUGGCUUAAAAGAAUAUAUUGUUAUUGCAGGCGCAUUUGAUGUUAAUAAAAAGAGUAAAUACGUUGGUAUGAAAAUCGUAAAAGGUCGAGAAUUAUCAAUUACAACAGAUUCACGAUAUAGUGAAUGCAUAACGGACAUUAAAUUUUCAAUCCCAGAAGAUUGCAUUAGCAAGCUGACUUGGUCUCAUGAAAGUUUUAAUAUCAAAAUAACUCAUAAGCUUAAGAUUAAAGUUAAAUUCGGUUUUUUUAGCAAAUAUAAUUUUAGUUUGGACGUUCCCAUAAAAAUUGUAAAUAUGUUAAGCGUUGAAGAGGAGGCUUAUUUGGCCGCUGAACUUUUAUAUCAACAAGAAAAUUCAAUUAAUUCAGAACCGGGAACUCAACCUAAUCUUCCUCCCCCGAAUUAUGAACAAAUUUGGCAUAUAAGCCAAACUUCUCUUCCUCCUUAUAUAUAA